CCGGAAGGACUUGGUUGUGGUCGUCAACGUCAUACUCUCCUUCUCGACGAUAUCAGCGCUCUCACUUCGCUUUGCCAAAGUCACAGGAAAUGCAAAGCAAAGAAAGUUCGAUGCGCAGAACAUCAUGAUCUGCUUGGCGNGUUCUGCGGAAUCAUGAUGUCUCUACUGCAAUGUAUCGCGACAAAGUAUGGUCUUGGUAGCCAUGACUGGGAAGCCAACUCAUCUGACCAAGUCAAAUUCUACAAGGUGGNNCUGUAUAUCUCGAUCUUCGUCUUCUACUUGGCCUGCAACAUGUUCGUCAAGUUUGCUCUUCUGUUCUUCUACCGCCACACAACAUAUGAGCGUUGGCACCACUGGACAAUCUGGUUCAUGGAGUUCAUUGCUUUUGCUUUUGGAGUCAGCAGCAUCUUGGUCAUCAUCUUCCAGUGUGUUCCAAUCGCACAUCUCUGGGACAAAAACACUCCUGGAACUUGCAUCAACGUCAAAGCUUUCUUCUACUCUAACUCGAUCAUCAUGAUUGUGAACGACAUCAUUCUCUAUGUUCUCCCUAUCAUCUUCACAUGGAAGCUUCAACUUCGCCUUACCCAAAGAAUUGUUCUUAACCUUCUUUUCGCCUUGGGUGCAUUUUUCAUCCGUCUGUACGUCGUUUACCGCUACGAUCAAGAGGGCGAUCUCUCAUGGAACAUCGCCUCUUGCCUCAUCUGGUCCUCGGUGGAGAACCAUCUCGCCGUCUUUAUUGCAUGCUCGCCUUCCAUCAAGGCAGUCGUCAGCGGUGUGCUGUAUCCUCUCGUCUCAUCGCAAGUUUCAUCGUUCAAGGACAAGAUCAAGAGGUCGAGGGGUAGCGAAGGCGGCAGCUUGCCAACGCACAAGUCCCCUUCACUCACCCUGGCGACCAUCGGCUCACGCCCAAGCCGUUUCGCGCAAAAGGUCAGAGAUCCUUUCGCCAGUAACGCCCGUAGGGAUAGCUUUAAUACCCUGGACUCAGGUUUCGAGUGCGUCAACCGCGGACAACAUGAAAUGGACCCCAUUGAACGAGCACACUCCGAGGCAACUCUGAGCUCGGCGGUCUACCGAAAGGACUCAGAGGCAUCGACUUCCUCGAAGGAGCCUCAAGUACAAGUCUAUACCAUCGACGACGACAUCAGUCCUACUACUUCUCGAUUCCCCCAUCCGACGCUGGAUUCGUCGAAGCUUCGUAGCCAUCAA
Aureobasidium vineae is the source of this 1206-nucleotide messenger RNA. The record is from the annotation of a GenBank genome assembly. NCBI's taxonomy places the organism in Eukaryota, Fungi, Ascomycota, Dothideomycetes, Dothideales, Saccotheciaceae.